Molecule: messenger RNA, 1536 nt
Organism: Lachnellula hyalina
Lineage: Eukaryota; Fungi; Ascomycota; Leotiomycetes; Helotiales; Lachnaceae
Gene: SPAC926.02
Product: UPF0656 protein
Exons: 8
Coding region: 1-1536 (511 amino acids)
Molecular function (GO): protein binding
Source: RefSeq, a predicted model, not a curated record
AUGCCAAAACCAAAGCAACGAUUACAAUUUUACAAUUUUGGCUAUGAGGGGCAUGGAGAGCUGACUUCAAGACUUGGCUUUGGACAGGUUCCCACUACUGCAGAUGAGUACUUGGCGGCUGGGGUUGAUUUUGAAGAGGCUGGUGAGAAGUGGAGAGCGGGCGACGCGGCUAAGUCAACAAGAUUCUUUGUGCGGGCUAUCGACUGCUAUGAUGAAGGACUGAAGAAGUUCCCAACUUCAUUUGAUUUGGCUUAUAAUAGAGGUCGACUCCAAUACGAGCUUACGCAACAUCCCAAGUUGCUCAAGGAGCUACCCGGCAGUCUUCUGGAUCUAUUGCAAGUCGCAUUGGAGUCAAGUAAAUAUGCUCUAACAUUGAAUGGAGAGGAUCCGGAUGCUUUAUUCAAUACGGCACAAGUCCUCACCAGUAUUGUGGAUACGAUUAACGAGCAAGGUUCUGCGGCUUACAAUCCAGAUCAGCCAAGUCUUUUGCUUCAAGAGGCCCUGGAAAUCUUUGCACAAUGCUUGAAGCAACAAGAGGCAGCGUACUCAGCAUUUCAAAACCAACUUCGCAGUGAUGACAACGAACCUGCCGAUGCUAUUUUGGAUGACACAACGAUUGCCAAUACCUCCAGCACAUCCGGGAACCUCCAGGCCAAAGAUGGAGAUCAAGUUCAAGAGCAAUGGGCAAGCGUGAUAGUUCCUGUCUCGAAAUCUUCGAUCCUGGACACAAUCCUGGCCCAGUUAGAGACAAUGUCUACAUUAUAUAGCCUUUUACGAAGUGACAAGCUGAUACCAUCUAUCGUGGCAUAUGCCCAGCCUCUUGUCGUCGAGAAGCUUCCGUUCUACAUGACCGAAACUGGUCAAGAUUUGGAGGCAGCUAUUACUCUCGCUGGUUACGUUAGCGCAGAGGCAGAUGCGAAGUUCCGCCUGAUGGGGCUUGAUAUGCAGAGUUAUAUUGUAUCAGUGCAGCAGGCUUGGAAGGACGUCCAGCUAACGUCAAAUGCCUCACACGUCGAAGGACUUUGUGACCGAGCAGAGUCAUACAUCAACUGCAGCAACACCCUGCGCUUGAGCGGAAAUGGCAACUCCUUAGACUGCAGCAAACUGCGUUGGGACUUGCUCACGGCUGCAAACCAAGACCUCACCAUUGCCUCCAGCUUCAAAGACGACAACAAUGUUGUAAAAAUCCAUCUCAAGAAAGGCGAUGUGGAACUCUGGCGUUUUCAAUUGGGACAGGCACCGAGAGGUCUCGAGGUUGCAGCUAAAAACAAAGCGGUCCUGCUUAAGAAUGCCGAAAAACAUUAUCGCGGUGCAGUAAACUUGUCAACAGUAGCUGUCGCGUACGACAAUGAGGAUACCCAAGCCAAAGUAAAAGAAUUAUUAGCUAAGGCGCUUGGCGGUAAUGCAAAACCAUUGACUGAUGCACAGGCGCAGUCUAAGGAAGCUGGGGAUAUUCUAGCGGAUGCUGUGGAAGAAGGGCUAGUUGACUGGAAUCAGCUUCAGGGGCUGAGAGAUCUAGAUGCGAUGGUUGAAUAA